Clunio marinus is the source of this 841-nucleotide messenger RNA. The record is from the annotation of a GenBank genome assembly. Lineage: Eukaryota; Metazoa; Arthropoda; Insecta; Diptera; Chironomidae.
AUGUUGAAUAAACAAAAUUACAAAUUACAAAAUAAAAUCCUGUUCUUGGUUUCUAUUGUGACUUUAAUUAUCUCAAUAUUUGUGUUGAGCAAUGCACUUGUUCUUGAAUGUGAAUACAAAAUAUUAUGUCAGUGGACGGUUUGCGACCUUUAUUAUUGCGACCAAGGAAGAAUAAUUUUUGUUGGCGAUCCAAAUAAUGUGACAGAAGUAACUUUGAAUCACGUUGGUGGUAGAAGAAAUGAAGACGUUGAAGGAUUAUACAUGAAACAUGAUCAAAAUUUAACGUUCUUGCCUCGAAAUAUCCAUCACUUCUUUCCAAAUCUAAAAGCGAUUGCUGUUAACCAUAAUUUAAUUGAGAACAUACAACAAUCAGACAUCAGCGUUUUCCCGGAAUUAAUACAAUUAGGUUUUUGGAGGAAUAGAAUAUCGUCAAUUGAUUUCAACCUUUUCCAGAAAAAUCCAAAGUUGAAAGCAAUCGGUUUCAGCGAAAAUCCAGUGCAACACAUAGGAUAUGACGUAUUCGAUCAUUUGACUGAACUUGAAACGAUUGGUUUUCACAGUACUUGUCACAAUAUCAAAAUUGAAGGUAAUAGAACCCAAGUUCUCAGUGAGUUGCCUAAUUUGGCCCAAAAUUGUCCACCGAAAAUCGAUAUGAAGACAAUCGAUAUGCUUGAACGACAAAUUCUUGGUGGAGAACAUUUUGAUCAACAAAUCGCUGAGAAAAUAAGUCCUUUGACUAAGGAAAUCUCUCAGUUGCGUCAAGAAUUAACUCAGUUGCGUCAAGAAUCAACUCAGAUUGACAAUCUUGCAAAAAUCGUAUUAAAGAUUGAAGAAAAACAUU